AUGGCGUCUCCAGCGCCGGUUCCCUUCACCUCACUCGACACCAGCACGCGGCAGCCAGCGAAGGAUGAGGUCGAGUCGCCGAGCAUCUCGAGCACCAACGCGCUUGCCCGCUACGAAUACGAGGCGGGCCACGCCAAUGCCACGACGGGCACCAAGAUCCUCAUGGUAGAGUGGGAGGACGACGACACGACGCGCGGGGUGCGCGGCGACUGGCACAUCUCGUGGGACGGCAGCACGCGCGUGCUGCCGGCCGACGACCAGCCUGCCAACGACGUGAACCGCAUGUAUUUCCUGCUGCCUCCGGGCGUUGCGGUGCCCACCAGCGUCACACUCACGCUACGGCCCCAGGACGCUAGUAUAUCGCCUGUCGUCUGGCACACCAACCCUCUGCCCGCCCUGUUUCCGCCUGAACUCGGAGCCUCCGCGCGUGCAGCCGGCAAGAAGGGCGUGCUGCACACCAUCUGGGCCAAGAAGCGGUUACAGGUCCUGCAGAAAGAGAUUGAGGCCGAGUCGCGCAACAACGUCGAGGGUAUUGGCCUGCUCAUGGUGGUGCAGGAGAAGGAGUGGAUCGAAUCAACGUUUGGCGUCAAUGCCAAACCAGCCGGCCUGAGCAUCUCGUUGGGGGAGCCGACGUUAGCCCCGAUGAAGGGUCCAGCUAGCCCACGAUCUCCAGGCGGAGGCAGGCUGAUGGACAAGCUGGCGGGCCUGCGACUGGGCACGAGCGAGCGAGACCUCACACCGAGCAGCAGCAGCAUGCCGGGCUUCUCCAACCCUCUCUCACCUGAGUCCUCAGACAUCGCCAUUAGCUCCUUUUCCGUCUUCAAGGGAGCCAACCCGUCGGCACUUGCGGCGAAACCUCCACAGCAACCGCAGUCUGAGCCUGCAGCGCCACCUCGCAAGGUCGUCCCCCAGGCUCCGCCGCAGUUCAUUACAGAGCAGCAAGGCGCUGGCAUGAUGGGUUCACUGAAUGCUCUAUCCGGCCCUGCGCCCAUGUUCCAGUCACGGGAUCCCCCUGGACCUGCAGAUGAGGAUGACAAGGACGACGGGCUGUUUGCACUACCGAUAAGUCCACGAAGCCCCGAGGUGGGAAAGAGCCCGUUUUCGUUUGCGGUGAACGAGACAGCUCCGUUCUUGAAAGAAGAGAGUGCCGUCUGA
Messenger RNA from Alternaria conjuncta, 1155 nucleotides. RefSeq lists its product as uncharacterized. NCBI's taxonomy places the organism in Eukaryota, Fungi, Ascomycota, Dothideomycetes, Pleosporales, Pleosporaceae. The coding region runs from base 1 to 1155 and encodes 384 amino acids. The record is from RefSeq and is a predicted model, not a curated record. The transcript has a single exon.